Molecule: messenger RNA, 3072 nt
Organism: Conger conger (European conger)
Lineage: Eukaryota; Metazoa; Chordata; Actinopteri; Anguilliformes; Congridae
Product: solute carrier family 22 member 7-like
Exons: 10
Coding region: 1-1647 (548 amino acids)
Biological process (GO): transmembrane transport
Molecular function (GO): transmembrane transporter activity
Source: RefSeq, a predicted model, not a curated record
AUGAAGUUUGAAGAUAUUCUCGCAGGAAUAAAUGGUUUUGGUAAAUUCCAGAUUAUGCUUGUCCUCCUUCAGAGUAUAUCUCGGUUUACUUUACCUUUUCACUUCCUCCUGAAUAACUUCAUGGCGGCUAGACUGGACCACCGCUGUGACAUCAGCAGUCUGGAUGAUGGGGAAGUGUUUAGGAAUCUGACCCAGGACCAGCGGCUGACGGUCAGUAUCCCAGCACAGGAAGACGGCACUCUGAGUUCCUGUAAGAUGUUCAUGGAGCCUCAGUUCCACCUGCUGCUCAACUCUUCCAACGCGAUUGAGAUACCUGCAGUACCAUGUCAACAUGGAUGGGUGUAUGACAACACCACCUUUAGUUCAACUAUAGCAACAGAGUGGGACUUGAUAUGUGAUAGGAAAGGGAUGAACAGAGCUACAGCCACCGUUUUCUUCAUCGGAGUGAUGUGUGGAGCGGCAGUGUUCGGCGGUCUCAGUGACAGAUUUGGCCGGAAGCCUAUGCUAUUGGUAGCAUACUUGUCAGCAAUAAUAUUUGGCCUGACCAGUGCUUUCUCAACAUCUUAUGUAAUGUUUAUAAUCAUGAGAUUUUUCACUGGAUUUUCACUGUCAGGGAUAAGCAUUAUUUCCGUCGUUCUGAGCGUGGAGUGGUUUGAUGUGAAGCACCGAACAUUUGCUGGAGUUAUUGUGAGCUUGGACUGGUCUUUAGGAAACAUAAUGCUCUCUGGAAUCGCAUAUUUAAUAAACGACUGGAGGUGGCUUGUGGUUGCUGCAACUUCCCCUCUGUUUUUGUCUGUUAUCGUUUGGUGGUGGAUCCCAGAGUCUGCAAGAUGGCUGAUAGUCAACGGUCAGGUUGAGAAAGCUCACAUGUACUUGGAGAAGUGUGCUAAGAUGAAUAACAGAAUGGAGUUCAUGUCAACAUUUAAGCCAGAGAAUCUUUCUGAAACUGUGAUAGUCGAGGACAGAAGUAAAAAGUACACUUUUCUUGAUCUGGUGAGAACCCCAAAUAUACGGAAACUGGCUGUAUUCACUGGGAUAGUAUGGUUUGGAGUGGCCUUCACCUAUUAUGGAAUAAGUCUGAACAUAGUGGGAUUUGGUCUGAACAUCUAUCUAACCCAGUUUGUCUAUGCAGUUAUCGAGAUGCCCAGCAAGAUUGGCGUCUAUUUAAGCCUUAAUGCGAUUGGCAGAAGGCCGACUCAAGCUGCAACCCUAAUAAUAACAGGAUCCUGCAUUGCAGUAACUUUAUUUGUUCCGGCCUAUUUGUGGAUUUUCCGUGCCAUAGUUGCCAUCAUCGGCAAAGCCUUUUCAGAGGGUUCCUUUACCACAGUCUUCAUGUACACAACUGAACUCUACCCUACAGUUGUCAGACAGAAUGGUGUGGGCUACACUUCUUUCAUGGCUCGGCUGGGUGUGUCCAUUGCCCCUCUGAUCAUAUUGUUGGAGGACACAUGGAAGUUCCUUCCUGAGGUCAUUUUUUGCAUGGUGGCCAUUACCUCUGGCAUGGCGGCCUGUAUGCUCCCUGAAACCAAGAACGUGCGUCUGCCAGAGACCAUCGAAGAUGUCGAGCACACAAGAAAGGUUAAAGACUGUGAGGCUGAUGCCACACUGAGGCCUCUAACUAGUUGUGGAGAUGAAAAGGAAUGCUGAAUACAUGCUGCGUGCACCUGGAUACCGACAAGCCUUUGUGAUUCAGGAGCCAGAUGAUUCAGAAACAAGCUUUUGUGAUUCAGGAGCCAGAUGAUUCAGACACAAGCCUUUGUGAUUCAGGAGCCAGAUGAUUCAGACACAAGCCUUGUGAUUCAAGAGCCAAAUGAUUCAGAGAUAAGCCUUGUGAUUCAUGUGAACCAUGCUUACAUUUUCUUAAACUGCUUGCUCCUCAUCAGGGUCGCGGGGCUGAAGCUUAUCCAAACGUGCAGCAUAGAUGGGUCAGAUAGAUCAUUGCAUUUAUAUAAUACUUUUCUGGACUCGAAAACAUACUAAUCAACAUAGAUGAUUUUUACAACAUUUUGCAUACAGUCUCCAACUAGCCUACAUGUCUUUGGACUGUGGGAGGAAACCCGAGUACCCGGCGGAAACUCAUACAAAGGAGAAGAACAAACUCCACACAAACUCCACACAGGAUCCAGUCUGGUCAGGCUUCAAAAUGGCUACCGUCUUGCUGUGCAGCGACAGUGCUAUUCACAUGGAGACCAUUGUAAACCUAUGCCCUGAGCUUUGAAUCAUCAGCUGUGUAUGUUGUGUGCUCCUUAUCUGUAUGUAAGUCAAGGACAGACUCGCCAAUUGUUUCUGAGUGCACAUGUUAAUUGUGUUUAUUGUGGUAAUAAUAUAUGCCAAAUAUACCUGGUCUGUUUUGAUUUUAAUACACUCCUGUAGACACCUGAUUCAACACUCUUAUUCCAUUCCCAUCUUAUGUAUCUCUAAGAUCUCAUCGAGAAUAUGCACAACCACAAGGAGGAGGCUGAAAUGGCUGUGGACAUUGUCUUUGUGUAUAAAGUAUAAAGAUGAACAUAUUGAAAUGCCGACUUGCCCAACUGAUAGAUGUACACACGUGUAAUGUAUAAACAGUGAGGUCUGUAAGUAUUUGGACACAUUUACAAGUAAUUGGACAGUUGGCUUCUCAGCUGUUUCUAAUUAGUCAGGUGUAUCCAAUCGCUUCCUCAGUGCAGCUAUAUGGACUUUCAGUAUCUAGUCUUUUAUGGGGAAGAAUCAUCAGAGAUGAGACUAACAAAAUAAACUGCUUGGAACAUCGCAAAGAAUGUGAGCUCAGUGGUUGCAAAGGGGCUCUUAGGCUAAGGAAGCUGAUUAAGGUACAAAAUACAAGGGGCUAAAGAUAGGGACAAUAGACUCCUGCAAGGUACUGCGUGAAGAAAUGGGUCUUAAGACUGCGGGGGGAAAAGGGCAGCAAAUAAGCAGUUGUUAUUGGAAUGGGGAGGUCGUCCCACCAGUAGGGGAGCUAGUGUGGAGAACCCAAUCAACCCCUCUCUCCUACCAGCAGAGGGCGUCAGUGAAUCACAUCUGCCUGUUCUUAGACCUCUGUUAGAGAUAACGGAUCUGAACCUGCAUGGAGGAUGC